AGUUACCACAAAAUCAACAUCAGCCCCGUUGAGUGGAGGCCAUCAUCCAUCGUCGUCUCAAGAAGAGUUUUGCCUUUUUCGUGUCGGGGAGACGGAAUUUUGUUGCUCCUGAAAACCUUUUUGAUGCCGCCGAUUUGGGUCGAAAAGUAGCCAUUCGGAUUGGUGCGGUCGCGUUGCGUGUAGUGAGUUUAUUUUUCGUUGUUUUUUUAAGUUAAUCAGUGAGUGCUCCUGGUGUAGAUUGCAGUGUAGUUUGUAGAACCAACAAACAAUCUACGACAACUACACAUUUAAUUUUGUGUUGUUUCACCGAAAAGUAUGAUAUUCAAAUGAAAAGAAGAAAAACAAAAUAAAAAGUGUUGUUUGUCCUCCGGGGAGCUCACCAAGGGCAACGAAGAACGUCGUGAGCAGUGUUAUAGAACCAAUUUCAACCAUUUUCACGAAGCAUCUAGUUUACCAGAUGUGCAUGGAGUCCGGGUUCCGGAACAAUAGCAGCCAAGCUGGAAUCGUCUGAUAUAGGUUUGUGGGAAAUGUCCUCCGCGGCUGGGCAUCAUCUAGCGGCGACAAUCCAGCAGCAGAACCAACAGGCAUCCAGCGGCAGUGUUGGCAGUAAUAGCUCCAGUAACAAUCCCAACCGGUCGAUGCUGUCCGUCAAUCUGGAAGCGGCCGCCAUGGCAAACGAUCCGCUACGGGAUCUGUUCGAAGCGUGCAAAACGGGCGAUCUGGUCAAAGUGAAGAAGCUGAUCACGUCGCAGACUGUGAACGCUAGGGAUACCGCCGGUAGGAAAUCCACUCCGUUGCACUUCGCUGCAGGUUACGGUCGCCGAGAUGUGGUUGAAUUCCUACUCACCAACGGUGCAUCAAUCCAGGCCCGAGACGAUGGAGGGCUCCACCCGUUGCAUAAUGCGUGCUCGUUUGGCCAUGCGGAUGUCGUUCGUUUACUGCUGGAAGCCGGAGCCAAUCCAAAUACCCGGGACAACUGGAACUACACCCCUCUACACGAGGCCGCCAGCAAGGGUAAGGUGGAUGUGUGCAUUGCCCUACUGCAGCAUGGUGCUGAUCCAAACAUCCGGAAUUCUGAGAACAAAAUUCCUUUGGAUCUUGCCGAUCCUUGCACUCGGCCGGUUUUGACGGGUGAGUACAGAAAAGAUGAACUGUUAGAGGCAGCGCGAUCCGGAUCCGAAGAGCGACUGUUAGAACUGUUGACCCCACUGAAUGUCAACUGCCAUGCCAGUGAUGGUCGCAAGUCCACUCCUCUGCAUCUGGCCGCGGGCUACAACCGGAUUCGGGUGGUGCAAAUUCUACUGCAGCAUGGUGCUGAUGUGCACGCCAAGGACAAAGGUGGCCUGGUGCCGCUGCACAACGCAUGUUCCUACGGUCACUUUGAAGUAACCGAACUACUCAUCAAGCACGGUGGCAACGUCAACGCAAACGAUCUCUGGGCCUUCACACCACUGCAUGAGGCCGCUUCCAAAAGUCGGGUGGAGGUGUGCAGUCUGUUGUUGGCUGAAGGAGCCGAUCCGACGCUACUUAACUGCCAUAACAAAUCGGCUAUCGAUUCCGCACCGACACGUGAACUUCAGGAAAAGAUCACAUAUGAAUACAAGGGACACUGUGUACUGGACGCGUGCCGCCAGGCUGAUAUCCAGCGACUAAAAAAGAACCUCACCAAUGAGACUGUGAAUUUUAUCCAUCCGUACAGUGGAGACACUCCUUUGCAUGCCGUUGCUCAGUCCGUCUAUCCGAAGCGAAAGCAGGUAUUGGAGGUUCUCAUCAGGAAAGGUGCUCUACUGAACGAAAAGAACAAAGACUUCCUCACGCCCCUGCACAUCGCUGCGGACAACUCCCACUACGAGAUAAUGGAUGUGCUGCUGCGUCACAGUGCCAAGGUAGACGUGCUGGAUGGGCUCGGCCAGACUUCGCUUCAUCGAUGCGCCCGGGAAGAUAACAUCCAAGCGUGUAGGCUGUUAUUAUCAUACAAUAUCGACACUAGUAUUGUUUCGCUCCAAGGAUACACUGCUGCUCAGCUAGCGACUGAAAAUGUACUGAAAAUUCUGCAGGAUCCACCAUCCGACACGGUGGAUCUGGAGUGCCAACUGUUGGAGGCAGCUAAGGCUGGUGAUUUGGAUACGGUGCGUCGAAUUGUGCUGUCCAAUCCGAUGACGGUCAACUGUCGGGAUCUAGACGGACGUCAUUCGACACCGUUGCAUUUCGCUGCAGGGUACAACCGUGUCCCGGUGGUGGAGUUCCUAUUGGAACACGGAGCCGAGGUACACGCAUCCGACAAGGGAGGAUUGGUGCCGCUUCAUAAUGCCUGCUCGUAUGGACAUUAUGAGGUAACCGAGUUGCUGGUAAAGCACGGGGCCAAUGUAAACGUUGCCGAUCUGUGGAAGUUCACUCCGCUACAUGAAGCCGCAGCCAAGGGGAAGUACGAGAUUGUAAAGCUGCUCAUAAAGCAUGGAGCAGACGUAACGAAGAAGAAUCGUGAUGGUGCAACGCCAUUAGAUUUGGUUCGGGAAGGCGACCAAGAUGUAGCAGAUUUGCUUCGUGGUAAUGCGGCCUUGCUUGAUGCCGCAAAGAAAGGCAAUCUGGCACGUGUACAGCGACUGGUUACACCGGAUAACAUAAACUGCCGGGACGCCCAAGGCAGGAACUCAACUCCUUUGCAUUUAGCUGCUGGUUAUAACAAUCUGGAAGUGGCAGAGUAUCUUUUGGAGCAUGGUGCCGACGUCAACGCACAGGAUAAAGGGGGAUUAAUUCCACUGCACAACGCCUCAUCUUAUGGACAUUUGGAUAUUGCAGCUCUUCUGAUAAAGCACAAUACCGUGGUGAACGCCACAGACAAAUGGGGUUACACUCCACUACAUGAAGCAGCACAGAAAGGGCGGACCCAGCUUUGUUCACUACUCCUCGCACAUGGAGCCGAUCCAUUUAUGAAAAACCAGGAAGGUCAAACCAGUCUUGACCUAGCGACGGCAGAGGACGUGAAAUGUCUACUACAAGACGCUAUGGUUGCUUCUCAGGCAUCUAUCGCUGCCAAUGGCGGCAGCGGCACAGCUACGGGCAACACCACCUUAAUGGGAACCCCGUGUUCGCCAACGACUGAAACGGUCACACUGCCAACGGGUGCGUCGAUGACAUUAUCGGUUCCAGUUCCACAGCUUCCGGUACGCAGUUGCCUCAGUCCGGCGCAGGGUGCCGAAACGAAUGUUGAUGGUGUGAUUCUGGACGACGACAAGAUGACACAGGUGCCAUCGAUCGAAUCCUCGGUGUCCGCAUUCCUUACUAGUCUUCAGUUGGAGCAUCUGAUCGAGCUGCUCGAGCGCGAACAAAUCACAAUGGACAUCCUGGCCGAGAUGGGCCACGAAGAUCUGAAACAGGUCGGCGUAUCGGCGUACGGAUUCCGGCACAAAAUUCUAAAAGGCAUCGCCACCCUCCGGGCCACCACAGGACUAGGACUAACUCCGAACCCGGGCACUCUUCUGGUGGAUUUACUUCCCGACGACAAGGAAUUUCUUGCCGUCGAAGAAGAAAUGCAAGCGACGAUAAGAGAGCACCGGGAUAAUGGUCACUCUGGCGGUUACUUCAAUCGAUACAACAUCGUUAGGGUGCAAAAAGUCCAAAACCGUAAACUGUGGGAACGAUACGUUCACCGGCGGAAGGAAAUAUCCGAGGAAAACGGACACCAGGCGAGCGAACGGAUGCUUUUCCACGGAUCGCCCUUCAUCAAUGCCAUCGUGCAGAAGGGAUUCGACGAGCGUCAUGCCUAUAUCGGUGGUAUGUUCGGCGCGGGCAUCUACUUUGCGGAGCACAGCUCUAAGUCCAAUCAGUACGUGUAUGGGAUUGGCGGAGGAAUUGGAUGUCCGGCGCAUAAAGACAAAUCCUGUUAUCAGUGUCAUAGACAAUUACUACUUUGUCGAGUAGCUCUAGGAAAAUCGUUCCUGCAAUUUAGUGCAAUGAAGAUGGCUCACGCACCACCAGGACAUCACUCCGUCAUUGGAAGGCCGUCAGCUGGCGGAUUGCAUUUUCCGGAAUAUGUCGUAUACCGGGGUGAACAGGCUUAUCCAGAAUAUCUGAUCACCUACCAAAUCGUCAAACCGGAUGAUAGUGCCAGCCCCGAGGAACCAGCAAGAUGAUGGACAAUCUCCGCAGUCAGCAACAUUGGUCAGAACAACAACAUCGUUUUUGCCAGCACCAGCAGUGGUACCAACAAUAGCAGCAGUAAUCCUAACAACAGCAUUAGUAACGGUAGCAACACUAGAAGCAACAGCAACAACAAUAAUAAUGGGAACAGUGCAAUUGCCAGCGUGCACACUUCGAGUUUUACGAGAAUCCGCUCGACUACCCGUUCGACGAUGGCCAAAGCUACGGCGGUUCGGGUUUCGACUGGAAAAAAGUUCAGCCAACUAUUGAUCAUCACCCCGGCGGUUGCCAUCGAUAACAACAACGAUGGGGGCUACAGUGGGCCAUUCACUUCACACGACAGCGGAUGCGGAAGCAGUGGGGCAGGAAGCGAUGCAAGCUUAGAUGAAAGCGAUGGAGGCAAUGAUCGAAUCAACAACGCAAGUGAUAGGAACAACAACGACAAAUCAAAUCGAUUGAAGCUGCUACCCAAGGUACGGCAACAUAUCGUCACUAAGGUGUCGUCGUCUUCAAUGGGUGGCUGUGGAGGCAGGAAUGGUGAGAAUGCCACACACUCCUGGCGGUGGUGUUCGAUCAUUUGUUCAGCGGUAAGAUGUUUUCGGGCAGCUACUCAUACUCAGCAACAUUUUGGUACGAUUCAUUAUACGGCGAGUACAGGGGUGGGUUCGAAUGUUGACGAGGAUAUGGGUGCGAGAGGGAGGAACUCAAUAAGGAAUCCUCUAAGUAGUGGGCGUGUGGAUUCGGAAAGAAGGGGAACCUCUAGGUUCAGUAGCAACCAUAUCUACGAGUACACUAUCAAGAGUUAUCGUUCCGGUGCGAAUGACCAUGACCAUAUUAAUAACAAUAGCAACCGUAAUAAUGGGCAUCAUUCCGGAGGUGACUCGACCGAUCGAAGCAACAUUAUGUACAAGUUGUGACAGAAUUCGAGCACAUUAACUCCACAUUACAGCAGUUCUUUCAUGCUUUGGUUAUCGCUUCUCUGUAAGCCUUGCCAGCAGCAAAUAGCAACAACACCAUACUGCCAAAUAUUAUUAUCGAUGUUUGUCAUUAUUGUUGAUCUCAUACAAAUGCCGCAUCUCAUUAUAGAGAUGCAUUUGAAUAUUGACAAGUUGCAGGAAUAAGAUUCAGCGAUUUCAACUUUUUUUUCGAUUUUCAGUGAAUUUCAAAGCGUCCUAGAAAGUGUCUCAAAUAGAUAAGGAAGCAGAAACAAACUUAUGACACUUAUGAUCAAAAACGUUAUGCAUAUUUUUUUUUUUUGCUGUGGGCACAGUAAUUUCAUGAUAUUUUGUACCUAUUCAGAGUCAUAUGUGGCAUUUACGAAUGUACGUAUAUUCACACUACAGACGUCCCAGGUGAUCAAAGGGCGUUCUUUGAUAUCAUUUGAUUGAUUUGAACAUGAUAUUUUCAAAAGUUCUUUUAAGCAGCAAUUUCUAACAAUCAAACGAAAAUUUAAUAGAUUCUAUGUAAUCCGAGCAAAACUUCCCAUGUUUUUUUACAGUUAAGUUGGGGAUUUCGAAAAGAACGAAAAAUGUCUUAAUCUUUCUAAUCUUAAUUUCUUUCUGGCGUUCUGCUGCAUUAGUACCAAAACACAAAAGUUUGAAGAUAACUAAGCUCUGGCUACUCAUUAAACACAUAUAUUGAACUCUGUUUUCAUUGAAUGAUCGGUCCAUCAGCAUUGGUUGGUUGAAACUUGUAAUAUCGGAACAGAAAAGCGUCACUCGAACGAAACAACACAUCAAUCCAAUAAUUUCUAAAGACCGUUGACCUUAUUUUACGUACAUGUGUGUUUAUUUGAUUAUCUAACAAACAAAACACUAUCUGCAACUGAACCAAAUUGGGUGUAUUUUUUUGAAACAAUAAUCACGUUGAAAAUAAAUAACAGUAUUUAUAGUCCCCGAAUUACUUAAUGAAUAAUAUGAGCGAGACAAAUCUACAAAAAAAGUUCUGACACAUGCGCUGAAAAUCGACGAGAGAAAAAGUUAACCCUUUCCCUCCCAUGAAAAAUAAGAAUUUUAAAUGCCAAUGGGUCAUAAAUAUUUGAAACAAGACAAAACCAUUAACUUCUUUCCAUUCUACAGUUCUACAGUACGACAAAAGGCGUGUACCACCUAUGCUACUUUGGGAAGGAAAAGGUUAACCCACUGUUUUUGCGGUGGUAAUGACCAUACUUUGACAAUUUCUUGGUGUGACUAUAGUUUCAUUAUUCGUUUUUAUUUGUGUUUAAAAAAACGAGAACUGAUGAAUUUAAUCGUAAGCUUUUCUUCUACCAUUUUGUAUGGUUGUCCUGGGUGUUCGCACGUGAUCUUGAAUCUAGGCCGAAUAGAAGAUGGUAAAAUCUGGAAAGACAGUUUUUGUGAGAAAAGUUAAAUAUCUACAAAUAUCCUACUCUCUAUCCAUAUACUCUAAUUAAGAAAAUACCGAAAAAAAAUCUUUGAAAAACCAGAACAAAAAAAUAAUUGAAGAAGGCGAUCAUGGCCAUCAUAUCCAGGGUCAAUGAGCAGUAUGGCAUGUAAUGGCAGGUCUUUUUUAGUAGUAUAAUAAAUUAUAAUACAUAUGCGCAAAUGAA
Messenger RNA from Armigeres subalbatus, 6706 nucleotides. RefSeq names its product poly [ADP-ribose] polymerase tankyrase (gene Tnks). The transcript has 12 exons. The record is from RefSeq and is a predicted model, not a curated record. NCBI's taxonomy places the organism in Eukaryota, Metazoa, Arthropoda, Insecta, Diptera, Culicidae. Gene Ontology annotation, molecular function: protein binding; NAD+ poly-ADP-ribosyltransferase activity. Gene Ontology annotation, cellular component: nucleus; cytoplasm. Bases 528 to 4133 code for a protein of 1201 amino acids.